GCCUACACGGACUUCCAUACAUGGGCAUUGUUAAUCACCUGACCGGUGGAGGAUCAUGUGACUGAAGUGUUGCAACAUCUCGUCGGACAAAUAGCGUACUUUAACAGUAAACCGACAAAAUGAGGCUGGUCAUUCUGGACGACUAUGAGUUGGCCAGUGAGUGGGCAGCAAAAUACAUCCGCAACAGAAUCAUCCAGUUCAAGCCCUCUGCUGACAGAUACUUCACUCUGGGGCUUCCAACAGGGAGUACUCCAUAUGGCUGUUACCAGAAGUUAAUUGAAUACUACAAAAAUGGAGAUAUUUCAUUCAAGUAUGUGAAAACCUUCAACAUGGAUGAAUAUGUAGGUCUACCUCGAGCGCACCCAGAGAGCUACCACUCCUACAUGUGGAACAAUUUCUUCAAGCAGAUUGACAUUGAUCCAGCCAACGCUCACAUCCUGGAUGGAAAUGCAGAGGACCUGGAAGCAGAGUGUCAAGCCUACGAGCAGAAGAUCUCAGAGGCUGGAGGGAUCCAGUUGUUCGUAGGAGGUAUCGGCCCUGAUGGUCACAUAGCGUUCAAUGAGCCAGGUUCCAGCCUUGUUUCCAGGACUAGAGUGAAGACCCUGGCUAAGGACACCAUUGUAGCCAAUGCUCGAUUCUUUGGCAACGACCUCUCCAAGGUUCCUACCAUGGCUCUGACUGUGGGAGUAGGAACUGUCAUGGAUGCCAAAGAGGUGAUGAUCCUGAUCACUGGAGCACACAAAGCCUUUGCUCUGUAUAAAGCCAUAGAGGAGGGAGUGAACCACAUGUGGACAGUAUCAGCCUUCCAGCAGCACCCACGCACCAUCUUUGUCUGCGACGAGGAUGCUACCCUGGAGCUACGUGUCAAAACUGUCAAAUACUUUAAAGGUUUAAUGCACGUUCAUAAUAAACUGGUGGACCCAGUGCUCAGCAUCAAGGACCAGUAACACAGAGAAGACCACCAAGGACCACAGACUUCGACAUGAUUCCUGAUCCUCAGUCCCUGGUUUGAAAAAGGCCUUACUACUCUGGUUUUGAGGAACUGUUUGUCAUGGCCACAGACUGCCUGUUGGCAUUGUGGCAUCAGACUGUUACAGUUAAUUAAUGAGAGAUAAAUGAGCAGGCAUCUUGCAUUUUAGAUGUAAUCAUGAAACAGCUGCACUCAUCAGUUGCACUGUGGAGGUUGAGGGUCUUUGUUUAGCUCUUUAAAGGGAUAGUACCUGUUUACUUUUUGUAAUCACUGCUGGAGGUCUCGGUCGGCCCUCUUCAUUUUUUUUCAGUAUGAGAACUUUGAAGGCUAGAUUUAAAGUCAUGAUGGUAAACAUAAAGCCUUCAUGGUUUGUUCAGAGUGAAGACUGAAGCCAAAGUGACUUUUCUGUGAGUGAAACAAUACAAUAUAUACUUAAUUACUUUUCUUUAUGUUAGCUUUGUUCAUUCACCAGUGAUUCAGUGAUUGGCCAGAAGAAACAAAUACUACAUGUAUGUGUAAUAACUUUCAAAUGAAAUGUGUAAAUGUGAAACUUUCCUUAAUACAAUCAAAUGAUGUUGAAAGUCAACUUUGACUUCCACUCUGUUGCCUUUGUACAGUUUUUGCAUUUUUGUGUCCCUGGAAUGUGAAGUCUCAGCAGCCUCUUGCUUCUGCUGGCACACUUCCAGCCUUCAUCUUCCACUGCUGGACACAAAACCACAUCCAAACCACUGAGCCUUCACUGAAUUUAACUUGAAUUUUCAAAACAACAACCCGUUUUAUGUGAGACACACCAGUCUCAACUCCAGGUCUUAUUAGCUUUGUCAAAGCUUUCAUUGACAAAUGGAGUUUGCUAAGUUGUCAUCAUGUGAAUGAAGUUCAAUACUUGGUAACAUGAUAACAGGUGGUUGUAGCUGCUGGUGUUUGCAGUGUUCAUCCAGUCCCUGAAGACUGUGAGAUGUGGUUGAAAGCUGGGAACAAGCUGGUCAGUGAACCUUGAGUUGAGAUUAUUUUGUCACAUCCUGAAGUCAAGAAUGAUCUUCAAUGCUAAAACAGCCCAUUUAGUUUAGUUUUGGACUGUUGCAUCAAGUCAAUUCAAAGCAGCUGAGCUUUACAAAAUAAAACAUACUAAACAUAUUUGUUUUGAUUUUAUUUUAAAUGGGAUUCAAUGACAGUUGCUGCUGUUUCUGCGUCACUGCAGCAGAUGCCUAUCCCACCUCCACAUUCCUGUUCUGUGGAAAUUGAAGGGUUAACUAUUGUCAGUGUAAAGACGACCUUGAUAACUAAAUUUACAGUGACUGCAGCACCUGGAUUCAUGAUGCAUCUAUUCAGCAUUUCACUUGUAUAAUCAGUUUCAUUUUGCAGCUGUUAAAUAUCUCCAGUGUAAAGAUCAGAUUAAUUUCCAUAUUUUGUGUUCGGUUACAACAUUCCUCCUGAUUACAGUUGUAACUGUAACAGGCUGUUACAGUUACAACUUCUAGUCAGUGGUUUUGCACAUGUACUGUAGUUUCUAACUCUUUAUUUUCUAAUGACAAUAAAAACUUUGCUAAGAA
This is a messenger RNA of Thunnus maccoyii (southern bluefin tuna), 2520 nucleotides long. Its product is annotated as glucosamine-6-phosphate isomerase 2. The record is from RefSeq and is a predicted model, not a curated record. The transcript is spliced from 7 exons. The coding region runs from base 120 to 947 and encodes 275 amino acids. Gene Ontology annotation, cellular component: cytoplasm. Gene Ontology annotation, molecular function: glucosamine-6-phosphate deaminase activity; identical protein binding. Gene Ontology annotation, biological process: D-glucosamine catabolic process; N-acetylglucosamine catabolic process; carbohydrate metabolic process. Lineage: Eukaryota; Metazoa; Chordata; Actinopteri; Scombriformes; Scombridae.